AACCCUUCCCUAUUCUCUUUCUUACAUUUACUCUUCUUUUCGGUUUCCUGGACCUUCGCACUUUUUCUUUAAUUUUGGACCCCCCUUCCUCACGAUCUUUAAACCUUUCUGUUGAAUCUAAUUGCCACUUGCUUGCUCCUUUCUUACUCUCCAUCCCACUCGUCUCUCGACCAUUAUGGAUCACAGCCCUCGUCUCCGCCGUGAAUUGACCUUCUUCAACUCCGGCGACUUUCCACCCCAUACUUCAGAUCCAACACCCCAGAAUCCCGGUUCCCAUCGCCGUCCUCCCAUCAAAGAAAUGGAUUUCUUCUCCCGUUCGGUUGAGAAAAGCUGUGAUUCUGGCCCGGCAAAUCCGAAUCCAGAUCUUGACGACCGCCGUGAUGGAAGUGGAUCGGUUCCUUCCACUGAUUGGCCUAUAAACACCGGCCUAAAUCUAACGCGUGUAGGUUCUGGAACUUCAGAGGCAGCAAGUAAUGAAAAUCCUAAUACAGAGGUAUGGAUCAUCAAUUCCUUAAUUUUUCUUUUUGAAUCCCGUAAAAAAGUGGCUUUUCUGGUUUCAUAUUUUCAGCUGAGUAUAAUCCAAGGUGAAUUACGGAGACUGCAUGCAGAGAACAGGAAGCUGAGAACUAUGCUCGACCAGAUCACCAAAAGCUAUAGCCAACUACAAGCUCAGCUGUUCAUCGCUCUGCAAAAACAAAACUCUAUGAAGGUUGGAGCAAAUGGCAUGGUGUCGGGGAAACAGUUGAUGGACCCACAGCCAUCUACCCAUCUAGACAUUAAUGAUGCAUCGAUUUCCGAUGACAAGACUCAAUCAGUUUCGGCGCCCUCAAACAAUGCGGAGGUAAUGUCAAACCAACGUGAACAUCAUUUGACUAAGCUUCUUGGGAAACGAGCUUUUCCUGAAGAUUGUUUUGACCGCUCCUCUCAGAGCUGGGAGUCAUCCAUCACCACCAAGUUACAAGAAUCCAAGAGAUCAGACGAACAAGUUUCCGAUCAGGUCCCUUUCAGGAAAGCCAGGGUUUCCGUACGUGCAAGAUCAGAAGCUCCUCUGAUAAGCGAUGGGUGUCAAUGGAGAAAAUAUGGUCAGAAAAUGGCAAAGGGCAAUCCUUGCCCUCGUGCUUAUUAUCGUUGCACUAUGGCCGUAGGAUGCCCUGUUCGUAAGCAGGUGCAAAGAUGUGCCGAGGAUAAGACAGUGCUGGUAACAACCUACGAAGGAAAUCACAGCCACCCACUUCCUCCAGCAGCCAGCGCUAUGGCGAAUACAACAUCGGCAGCGGCGGCGAUGCUCCUUUCCAGUUCGACCUCAAGUACAAGCAAGGACGGUGUUACACAUUCUGCGGGAUACAUGGGUUCAAUGGCCUACCCCUACGCAUCAAUGGCCACACUAUCAGCAUCUGCACCAUUUCCAACCAUCACGCUGGAUUUGACCCAAGUCACCAACGGCAUGCAGCUGCAGCAACGAGCACAUCCCUCAUCAGGGGCCCCUUUUCCAAUGCCAAUAAUAUUGCACGGGUGUCCUCAGGGACAGCUAACGGGACAUCCUAUGAUGUUCCCACAGAACUUGCUUCAGCUCGGGCAAAGGCUGCCGUUGAAUUCGUCGUCUAUGGUUGAGACUGUCAGUGCAGCCAUUGCUUCUGAUCCCAAUUUGACUGCAGCACUGGCGGCUGCAAUAUCAUCCCUCAUAGGGGCGCCCGGUGGCGGCGGAGCAGCGGGUAACAACACGGUUGCUGCGCCGAACCCCAUUCCUGUGCUGCCUGUCCCCCCGCAACUUCCUCGUUCAUGCACUACGCUCUCCACCAACUAGUUAGUAGUUCCUCAAGUUUCAUUCACACACUGGUUUUGCAUGUACAGAAACGAUAGGCGAGAGAAGCUAAGACCAUAUAUAUAUAUAUAUAUAUAUAUAUAUUAUCAUUGUGUUGUUGUAAUUUUUUCUUCCGUUUUCAAGUAAUUAACAAGUUAAAAUUUACGGGAUGACGCUUCGCCUGCGGCCCUCUAUAA
Messenger RNA from Neltuma alba, 1998 nucleotides. Its product is annotated as probable WRKY transcription factor 47. Gene Ontology annotation, biological process: regulation of DNA-templated transcription. Gene Ontology annotation, molecular function: sequence-specific DNA binding; DNA-binding transcription factor activity. The transcript has 5 exons. Bases 176 to 1804 code for a protein of 542 amino acids. The record is from RefSeq and is a predicted model, not a curated record. NCBI's taxonomy places the organism in Eukaryota, Viridiplantae, Streptophyta, Magnoliopsida, Fabales, Fabaceae.